AUGGAUAAAUUACCGUCUGACAACUCAUCUACUGGAUUUGCUACAGCACCACUGACAUCAACAGAAGCACGUACUCUUAGAGACGUCGUACAUAGUUCAAAGCAUACAGGUAGAAACUAUGGUAGUUUGGCAAAAUCACAAUUACAACCAACAUUUUAUAUUUCUCAUAAAGUUGAAAUGGAUGAUACAUUACAAAGACUUGCAUUAAAAUAUAGUAUUAAUACUCAAGAAAUAAAACGAAUUAAUAAAUUGUGGUCAGACGCUGAAUUACGUUUACUUCCAUAUGUAUACAUUCCAGUUAAUUCUACGCAAUUAUCAACACUUCAAACUAUAUAUCCAUCAUUAGAUAUUCUUCAAAAUUUGCCUUCAUUAACAGGUCAACAUCGACAAGCAUCCAUAACCGAUGAUAAAACACCAUCAUCAAUGCGUUCAUCGGAUAGUUCAACUUCCAUUCCAACAACAAAUACAUCAUCUUAUCAUGAUUAUUUCUCUAAAAUAGAUCAACAAAUACGACAAACAAAAAAAUCUUUACAAUCUUUAGAUGUUAAUAGACAAGAUCCAAAUUCGCAAUCAAAUUCUAAUACUAAUGAAAUCAAUUCAAAUCAAACAACUAUGUGGAAUAAUGAACGGCAUAAAGGCAUACAUCAUCUAUCUGAUAAUAGUGCAUUCGUUAAUAUAACAACACAAAAUUCUCGUGAAAAAUAUAUAUCAACUGCACUUCAACGUAUACAACGAGAAAAAGAUAAUUUUGAUGAACUUUGA
Messenger RNA from Adineta steineri, 762 nucleotides. Lineage: Eukaryota; Metazoa; Rotifera; Eurotatoria; Adinetida; Adinetidae. The record is from the annotation of a GenBank genome assembly.